Fraxinus pennsylvanica is the source of this 1443-nucleotide messenger RNA. The record is from the annotation of a GenBank genome assembly. NCBI's taxonomy places the organism in Eukaryota, Viridiplantae, Streptophyta, Magnoliopsida, Lamiales, Oleaceae.
AUGGAAUCCUCAGUGGCAGCCGAUCUUGUUAAUUUCUUGAAUGCCUCUCCAACAGCUUUUCAUGCAGUCGAGGAAGCCAAGAAGAAGUUAAGAAGUGCAGGGUAUGAACAAAUAUCAGAGAGAGAGGACUGGGUUUUACGAGUUGGCAAGAAAUAUUUCUUCACCAGGAAUCACUCCACUAUUGUUGCUUUUGCUAUUGGUGGAAAAUAUGUUGCAGGGAAUGGAUUUUAUAUAGUUGGUGCUCACACUGACAGUCCCUGCCUGAAAGUAAAGCCAGUUUCAAAGGUAUCGAAAGGUGGGUUUUUGGAACUUGGGGUGCAAACCUAUGGAAGUGGCUUGUGGCACACAUGGUUUGAUCGUGAUUUAAGUAUUGCCGGGAGAAUAAUAAUUAGAGAACGGAAAGAUGGUUCAGAAUCCUACUCACACCAGCUUGUCAGAAUUAAGGAGCCCAUAAUGCGAAUCCCUACACUGGCAAUUCACUUGGACAGAGGAGUUAACGAUGGAUUCAAGGUGAACACACAGAGUCAUCUUGCUCCAGUAUUGGCUACAUCAGUUAAGGCUGAGCUCAACAAACCAGUUGCUGAGAAUGGUUCAGUUGAAAAUGAAGUUCCAACUGAUGGGAAGAAGAUCAAGGAAACAAAAGACAGUCAAAAGCAUCAUUCCCUUCUUUUGCAGCUUAUUGCAGCUCAGACAGGUUGUGAACCAGAUGACAUAUGUGAUUUUGAAUUGCAAGCAUGUGAUACUCAGCCAAGUAUUAUUGCUGGUGCCAUGAAGGAAUUCAUUUUCUCUGGAAGACUAGAUAAUCUCUGCAUGUCAUUUUGUUCUUUAAAGGCAUUGAUCGAGUCGACCUCCUCUGAAAGUAGUCUCCAAGAUGAGAUUGGUGUAAGAAUGGUGGCCUUGUUCGAUCAUGAGGAAGUUGGAUCCUCUUCAGCACAAGGAGCUGGAUCUCCUGUCAUGUUGGAUGCUUUAUCACGAAUAACAAGUUCCUUUAGCUCAGAUACAAAGUUGCUACCAAAAGCAAUUCAGAGGAGUUUCCUGGUCUCAGCUGACAUGGCUCAUGCCUUGCAUCCUAAUUAUAUGGACAAACAUGAAGAGAAUCAUCAACCUAAAAUGCACAGUGGGCUAGUCAUUAAGCACAAUGCAAAUCAACGAUAUGCAACCAAUGCAAUUACUUCCUUCGUGUUCCGGGAGAUAGCAACCAAGCACGGUCUUCCUAUACAGGAUUUCGUGGUUCGCAAUGACAUGCCCUGUGGUUCAACCAUUGGUCCCAUUUUGGCAAGUGGUGUAGGCAUUCGCACAGUUGACGUUGGAGCUCCUCAAUUGUCAAUGCACAGUAUUAGAGAAAUGUGUGCAGUUGAUGAUGUUAAGCAUUCAUACGAGCACUUCAAGGCGUUCUAUGAAGAGUUCUCGCAAUUGGAUGCAAAAAUUACUGUAGACAUCUAG